CGUGUUUCCUGCUCCCAUUCACAAUCCUGCUUUCCGACUGACGCAGAAAAUUCCGCGAGUACAGAUCAAUCUGUCGUUUCUCCUUCUUCUGCUUCUUCAUUCUUUUUUUUGCAAAACAGCAACAUUUUCUUGCGCUGUUUUUGGAGUGUCUCCCACGCCCCAGGGAAGAUCUGUGCUGUGCGAGUCCAUGUCUCAGUGCGGGAUCACGCCUGUUUACUGCGCUACUAAAUGACAUGACAUGAAUGUCAGUCGGUCAAGGUCCAGUCUCCAGCUGUGACUACACCAUCCGUGUUAUUAUUUUUCACUGCAGCUUUUUUCCCCCCGUUUCGAAACCGAUUGUUCCCUUUAUUAUUUUUUUGCAGGAUUUCAGGGCUUGGACUGGUGCACGGUUAUGCGCUUGGACACCUGGCACAUGGCAGCAAAUCUGCGUCGCUUGGAAAGGACUGUGUUCGAAUUCCGUGAAACCAUAACACUAUCUACUGAAGCUUCAGAGACAGGCAGGAAUACACACUUUAGAUCCUGAUCGACACUAAAGAGUAGCUGGUCGGAUUUCCCAAAGCCCCCUGAACAUGUGAAUCCACGAACAUUUCUGGAUUGCUGCGAAAAGCUUUCACAUUUCCUUUAAUCGUUUGUAUAUCGGCUUUGUUUCCUUCCCACGGACUGAUUCACAUCUCCGUCGCAAGCCGCAGUGAUUACUGAGAAACCCCAAGUGACCACCAGGAUCUCAUAGAAUCAUAAAAAGGAUCCACCAUGUCGGCGGUAAUGAUUUCGAAAAAGGUCACCCGAAAAUGGGAGAAGCUGCCAGGGAAGAACACUUUCUGCUGCGACGGCCGUGUGAUGAUGGCCAGACAGAAGGGAGUGUUCUACCUCACACUCUUCCUCAUCAUCGGGACCUGCUCGCUCUUCUUCGCAUUCGAAUGCCCAUACCUGGCUGUCCACCUUUCUGCAGCCAUCCCAGUCUUUGCCGUGGUUCUCUUCCUCUUUGUCAUGGCUAUGCUCCUGAGGACAAGCUUCAGUGACCCAGGCGUGCUCCCCCGUGCCCUGCCGGAGGAAGCCAACUUCAUUGAGAUGGAAAUUGAAGCAGCUAAUGGUAGCGUACCAGCUGGACAGCGCCCACCUCCCCGCAUCAAGAAUGUGCAGAUCAACAACCAGAUUGUUAAGCUGAAGUACUGCUAUACCUGCAAGAUCUUCCGUCCUCCUCGUGCUUCCCACUGUAGCAUCUGUGACAACUGUGUGGAUCGCUUUGACCAUCACUGCCCAUGGGUUGGAAACUGUGUGGGGAAGAGGAAUUACCGCUACUUCUACCUGUUUACACUCUCUCUCUCCCUCCUUACCAUCUACAUCUUUACUUUUGACAUUGUUCAUGUCGUACUACGAUCAGUGGAUUCUGGAUUUGUGAACACUCUUAAGGAAACCCCUGGGACUGUGGUGGAGGUGUUGGUGUGCUUCUUCACGCUGUGGUCUGUGGUAGGACUGACUGGCUUCCAUACGUACCUGAUCUCCCUCAACCAGACCACCAAUGAAGAUAUUAAAGGCUCGUGGUCAGGAAAGAACCGUAUCCAGAACCCAUACAGUCACAAGAACAUUAUCAAGAACUGCUGUGAGGUGCUCUGUGGCCCCACUUACCCAAGUGUUCUAGACAGAAGAGGGGUGAUGUCGGAAGAAUCUUCUAUCUCCACUUCUUCUGGUGCUUCUGAUGCCACUGCCACCACAAAUGCUCCUGUUCCACCUAACACAAAAACGACAGCACCUCUGAUUCCCAAUGAACACACUCCUGAUGAGGCCAAACCCAGCAUCGCUAUUGCCCAGAAAACCAGUGCCAGCAUGCCGAAAGAGGAGAAACCAUCCAGCCCAAGAGACUUGUCCCCUAAAACUGGCCCUGCCCCUAUUGUUGUCAAAGAAUCAGCCCACUAGAUCUCUGCUGCAAAUCUCUGAAUGGUGUUUCACUGAGGAAGAUGCAUUGUUUAAACAAUCCAAACAGCCACAGGCUCUGAGAGGGACUCUGAUUCUCAGAGCUGCAUCUGUUCCUCACUGUCGAUGUUUAGGUGAAGAUCAUAUAAACUCCGGCUGCCUCACUGUUCAAGGCCUCUGGUGGUAUCACAGCCCUCUCACACUCCCUUGGAACCGCUGCAUGGCAUAAACACACAAAAGACAAAACAACAAAUGGACUGUUUUGCUGAUCAUCUGCUUGCAAUGCUUUCCUUCAAGCAGCACUUCUUGAUGGCCAUUUUUCAUUAAUUAACAUUCCAUCUGAGCAGAUGCAUGACAUCUGUAGAACCUUGUUUAGAAUUUGGUGAAACAGGUCCUAUGCAACACAAACAUAUGGAUGAUUGUCUUUAAAGAGGCAUAAAGCAGCCACCUGUGUCCAAACUUCACAUGCAAACAGGUGGAUUUCUGUCCCACCAGCAGAGUGGGGCCAACUGGAUGCCAUUUUAAAACACCCAUAACAGUCAUUCGCAUUAUUUAAACUAGAUCAGUGACACCAACUCGAUAUGUUUUCUUAAAUAUUGUUCGCCAAAAUGUGGCGCUUUACAGAGAGCUCUUCAACAUGAACAGUGUGCAAAGUGUUUUAGAUCAGUCUGAGAUAAAGGACAGCCUAACACACGGAAUGUUAAAUGGACACCCUAACCUCUGUAUGUGAGGUUUGUGUAAGUAUCAGCACAUACAUGUUGGCCUGUUGUUGACAGACAUUAGUAACAGUGCCUUACCUGAAAGCUGCACUAUCUCAGACAACAUACGGCCAUUUGCAGAAAAACCCUUCAAGUUCCAUGUCCUUGGACAACCUAAAUAGUGUGCAAUGAGUAUUACAGUAAUGGCGUUUAAAGUAGAACACUAAUGAAAUGUUGACCUGCAAAAAAAAAUAUAAACAUCAACAAACCAAGCCAUGGUGUAAAUGUACAUAGUUUAAACAAAAAAUAUAAAAAAUACAAGAAGUGAUAAAAUGUCCAAGAGUGUACUUCAAGCAGAAUAAUUUCCUCGUCAUUCUCCUGGUGAUUUUCUUUUGUUCAAUUGCAACAAAUGAAAUGAGUGAAGUCAGUCCAGAACUGCCAUCAUCAACAUCAAUGCCAUCAUCCUCUUCCUUCACCUGUUGGGUGAGCAGUAUAUUUCCUUAGAAAAAAAAACAACAACUCAGAAUAGAUGGAAUUUAUUUCUCAUAAUCUUUCCACAUCUGUUGAUUUCAUGGUGAGAAACAGUAUAGCUGAUCAAGGAUUAGAAGAGAGUGUUUACAACGCCAGACUUAGGGAAGUGAAUUAAAGGGACAUAAUAUGCAAGAUAAUUUUGAAGGUCGACAUAUGUAACCCAUGCUAUUCUGUGACCUGUGCAAGUGUCUUUUCUUUUGACACAUUUUAUUUGUACGUAGGGUAGAAUAGGCACCUUUUGUGUAUGCUUAAGCUAAUGUCUAGUGGAAGAAUGUUGUUGGUGUACAAUGAACGAAUUCAAAUAACCUUUACUACAUUCACAGUAUCUCCAAAUCUGUGCAAUAUAUUUUGCUAGUUAGAUUUUUUUUUUUUUUUUUUCCCGUUUGUGGGGUUGUA
This is a messenger RNA of Clarias gariepinus (North African catfish), 3536 nucleotides long. It is a transcript of the gene zdhhc9, whose product is annotated as zinc finger DHHC-type palmitoyltransferase 9. Gene Ontology annotation, cellular component: endoplasmic reticulum; Golgi apparatus. Lineage: Eukaryota; Metazoa; Chordata; Actinopteri; Siluriformes; Clariidae. Gene Ontology annotation, biological process: peptidyl-L-cysteine S-palmitoylation; protein targeting to membrane. Bases 751 to 1914 code for a protein of 387 amino acids. The record is from RefSeq and is a predicted model, not a curated record. The transcript is spliced from 9 exons. Gene Ontology annotation, molecular function: protein-cysteine S-palmitoyltransferase activity.